Messenger RNA from Trichosporon asahii var. asahii CBS 2479, 1380 nucleotides. RefSeq lists its product as uncharacterized. The transcript has a single exon. The coding region runs from base 1 to 1380 and encodes 459 amino acids. Lineage: Eukaryota; Fungi; Basidiomycota; Tremellomycetes; Trichosporonales; Trichosporonaceae. The record is from RefSeq and is a predicted model, not a curated record.
AUGCCAAACGCAAACCGACGCCCCCUCUCCUCCACCCCCGUCGACUCCGGCGCCGACGUCCCCGCCUCCAUUCUGCGGACCGAGGUCCCCACCCUCCUCUACGAAGCCAACGACGCUGCAGGCUCCGAAACCUUUUCAGCCGAGGUAUCCGACGCCUCCUCCUCGGAAGUCUCCGAGGGCGACGCGCGGUACGAAGAGUCCACCGAAGUCGACGAGUCAGAGGACGAUGACGAGGGCGAGGAGAGCGAGUGUGAAGGCCGCGAUCCCCGCCUCACCGCCAUGGCACUCGACCUGGCAAUGUACCGCGCCUCGCUGCGACCCUCUAGCUCAGCUUCCUCCCAUCUUUUUUGGAACUGGCCCACCCUCUCUGGCCACGCCUCAACAGGAGGUGAAUGGACGAGGGAGGUGAGGCUCGCUUCGGAGGCUAUCCAGGCCCAUCGUGCCGCCGCCUCUUCCGCUUCCGGCUCUAUCUCCAACCUCGAUUCCACCGCCGAGGCCGCCCAGUCCCACGGAGCUAACGACUCCGACGCCGACUCGGACUCGGACUCGGAAAGCGAAACCCCUCGCGAAAGCGAAUCCGCCCGCCAGCGCCGCAUCCUCAUCGAGCGCGCCCUCGCCGCCCGCGAGGCACAGACGGCAGCCGAACGCGCCGAGCUCGAGACAUGGUGGCGGCACAACCCCAUGCCGAGCAGGACAGCGUAUGAUCACACGUACGCAUACGCGGCGCAAGUGGCGCGCGAGGCGAUGGAGGCGGACCGGAGCAGCCGCAUCCAGGAAGAAGUGAUCCAGGCGGCGAGGCGUUUGGAGAGGCAGGCCCGGGGAGUCGGAGUUGACACGGACGGCGAGGCGGACGUGGAGGCGGACGUGGAGGUGGAGGCGGACGUGGAGGAGCGCGAGGAUGCGGGGGAGGUUGCGGGGGAGAGGAGCUGGCACACGGGUCGCGCGCUCGAGAUGGUGCUGUCGGCCGCUCGAGCCGGGCAGCUGCAGGUGCGCGGCGACACGCGCCCCCACAUGCAGUAUAUCGGACAGGCUAGCUCUGUCCGCCACGGGCAACGCCUCGCACACUCCGCGCACUCGUCGCACUCCGCCCACUCGUCCCACGCCUCGACGCUGUACACUUUCGGUCUCCCUUCCACUUCCUCCACACCCGUCGUCUCUCCACCUACAGUGACCUACGGCGCCCCCAGCACGCAAUCGCAGCAACAGGCGCAUCAGCAGCAACGCCUCCUGUCACUGCGGGAGGCACGCAAGGCCACGAUCGACGCGGCCAACAGGCGUUUCUGGGCCGAGCGCGAGCUGGGCCUCUUCCUCCUCCGUGAGGCGCGGCUUGAGGUCGAUGGCGGGUGUCAGGUGCUCGAGUCGGGGCCUAUGUUUAUGUGA